Messenger RNA from Mucor mucedo, 1256 nucleotides. RefSeq lists its product as uncharacterized. Lineage: Eukaryota; Fungi; Mucoromycota; Mucoromycetes; Mucorales; Mucoraceae. The record is from RefSeq and is a predicted model, not a curated record. Bases 65 to 1132 code for a protein of 355 amino acids. The transcript has 3 exons.
GGAACAAAAGUCCAAUUGAGUUUUUGGGGCGCCUGUUUAAAUAAAACAAGUCCAAACCCAAAACAUGCAUAUUUUUUUUUUAUUUUUUUUUUGGUCCCUGUUCUUUUUUUCUUUCUUUCUCUUUUUUUUUUUCACCAAAGGAAGCGAAAAAAUUAUGCCUGAAAAUAAUUUAUUUCAUUUUGCUCAAGUGAUUGCAGAGUUACCGAUACAGAAUAAAAGAUGUUUACAUAUAAGAAAAAAUGCAUGUGUUGUCUGUAGUGUGUGCUUUACAUGUUCCAAAUAUUACGGUGUGGACUGUACGUGUCAAGAAAUGCAGCCAAGACGAGGCAAAAAUUUACCUUUUGGUGGUUUGGAUUCACGAGCCAAAAAACUUCAUAGGGAGGAUGGAGAUGACUUUGAAUUUUCAAUUAAAUGGAUCAAUGAGAAUGCGCACAACAUGUAUAAGGACCAACACAAUACAGUGGUUGGGGUCCGAGACCUAUGCGAGGUCUCGCUCUGUAAAGCUCAUUCCAGCACCUUGUAUCGAGCCAAAAAGAGACACGAACGAUUAAAUGGACCUGAGUCAAUUUAUCAUUCAGGCAAUAUUUCGGGUGGUUUAGCUGCCAAAGUAAGAGAAAUCGCAUUCAAUAACACUGAACCCAAAAGAGAAGAUAUCAUGCCUGAUUUCUCUUCUCUCUCUCAUUCAACCUCAUCCAAACGAAAGAGGAUGAUAAAAACAUCCCCUAAAUUGGAAACAAGACCCAGCGUAUCAACACCUCUUUAUGGAUCCCGCAACAACAAUGGCUUUGUACAACACAACUUUCCUUCACAACUACCUCCACUUCAUCAACAGUAUACAAAGCCUCAAAAUAUUGUCAUAGAAACCGUCUCUUUAAAGGCUUCAGAUAGACACAUGUAUUAUUAUUUUCGGAAUCUAGCAAUCACCGAUUCAUUCACCUUUAGAGAUCUCCUAGCAGAAAUAGACAUGACCGGCUCUCCACCACAAGGAAAGAGGAUCGUCAUCUCGGACGCUGAUAAAUUUUACCCACUGGAUCAAGCCAUUCGUAGUGUUAUUCGAAGACCUCUCUCUACACAUCUCGAACUAUCGCUUGGCUUGACUGAUAAACCUUCCAUCAACUGGAGCACCUAUUGAUUGGCUUAUAUAAAUAAAACAUUUUUUUUUUUCUUUUUCUUUUUUUCUUUAAUCUCUUUCAUCAUGUCCUCUCCUCCUUCAUUUGCACUUGUCGAUCCCGAUAGUAUGUAGUAACAUUUACGAA